Lottia gigantea (owl limpet) is the source of this 1548-nucleotide messenger RNA. RefSeq lists its product as hypothetical. NCBI's taxonomy places the organism in Eukaryota, Metazoa, Mollusca, Gastropoda, Lottiidae. Gene Ontology annotation, biological process: ubiquitin-dependent protein catabolic process. The coding region runs from base 15 to 809 and encodes 264 amino acids. The transcript is spliced from 9 exons. Gene Ontology annotation, cellular component: nucleus; proteasome core complex, alpha-subunit complex; cytosol. The record is from RefSeq and is a predicted model, not a curated record.
AUUGAAAAUCCAAGAUGGCUCGAAGAUAUGAUUCCAGAACUACCAUUUUUUCCCCUGAAGGGCGGUUGUAUCAAGUAGAAUAUGCUAUGGAAGCUAUUGGACAUGCAGGAACCUGUCUGGGGAUUCUGGCUAACGAUGGAGUUCUUCUAGCAGCUGAAAGAAGAAACACCAAUAAAUUAUUAGAUGAAGUCUCCUUCUCAGAGAAAAUUUACAAACUUUAUGAUGAUAUGGCUUGUAGUGUAGCAGGUAUAACAGCUGAUGCUAAUGUUUUAACUCACGAUCUAAGACUUAUAGCACAAAGUUUUGUCAUGAGUUAUCUUUAUCAAGAACCGAUACCCUGUGAACAAAUUGUCAGCUCUCUAUGUGAUAUCAAACAAGCUUAUACACAAUUUGGAGGUAAACGUCCGUUUGGUGUAUCUCUAUUGUAUAUGGGUUGGGAUAGACAUUAUGGUUUUCAGUUGUAUCAGAGUGAUCCUAGUGGAAAUUAUGGAGGUUGGAAAGCCACCUGUAUUGGUAAUAAUAGUGCUAAUGCUGUAUCAAUGUUAAAACAGGAGUAUAAGGAAGGGGAGACCAAUCUACAGGAGGCCCUGGCAUUAUCUAUUAAAGUUCUGAGUAAAACAUUGGACAUGACCAAACUGACCCCUGAUAAAGUUGAACUAGCGACAUUAACGAGAGAGAAUGGGAAGACUAAGAUUCGUGUUCUAGGAUUCCCUGAGGUUGAUAAACUCAUCACAGUAUAUAAUGAAGAACAGGCCAAGAUUGAGGCUGAGAAAAAGAAGGAAGCAGAAAAGAAAAAAGCAUCAUCGUAAAAUAAUUUGACGGCAUAUUGUUAAUUUAUCAUUUAUUGGUCAGACUUGAUCUUUGAAAAAAUGACUAACUUUGGAUCCAUGUGAGAAAAAAAUGAGGAUGUAAAAUUUUUAGAACUCAAGUUCUACACAAGACCUUAGUUGACGAUCUACACAAGACUUUUGUUGAUGAUCUUCACAAGACCUUUGUUGACGAUCUACACAAGACCUUUGUUGACGUUCUACACAAGACCUUUGUUGACGUUCUACACAAGACCUUUGUUGACGAUCUACACAAGACCUUUGUUGAUGAUCUACACAAGACCUUUGUUAACAUUCUACACAAGACCUUUGUUGAUGUUUUACACAAGGUCUUUGUCGAUGUUUUACACAAGACCUUUGUUGACCUUUUACAUUAGUUGAAAAAUUGAAUUAUUUGUAAAGUGAAAUAUGUGUAUUUUGAGUGCCAAACAUCAAUUUGACAUCCCUAAACUUUCUAUUGAACUCUUCCACUCAUGUAUACUUUCUAUCAAUAUGAUACUGUAUGAAGUAUGAUUUGAAAAGUUCAUUGUCAAAUUUAGGGGUGUUUUGCCAAGUUAAUCCAGUCUUUUGGGGAAAAAAAUCAUUCCAAAAUUAGAAUUCCUUUCUUUAAGCUUUGUUCCUAGGAUCAUUUUUCUCAGAUCAAGUUGACCAGCCAUCUCUCUGAGAAGUUCAUUUCAUUGUUUCUGUAUAAAAAAAAAAGGAAAAAUAUAAAAUAUAGAAC